Glycine soja is the source of this 3432-nucleotide messenger RNA. Its product is annotated as TMV resistance protein N-like. Lineage: Eukaryota; Viridiplantae; Streptophyta; Magnoliopsida; Fabales; Fabaceae. Gene Ontology annotation, molecular function: ADP binding. The record is from RefSeq and is a predicted model, not a curated record. Gene Ontology annotation, biological process: signal transduction; defense response. The transcript has 5 exons. The coding region runs from base 83 to 3193 and encodes 1036 amino acids.
UUGUAGGCAGUGUGGCGCUACAGAGUCAUCUAUCUGUAUUUUGCAUUAUUGCAUAGUUGACUUCAACUCCUUCGCUGGAACCAUGUCUUCUUCAUCAUACUUCUCAGAUUCCAAUCCCCAAUGGAUAUAUGACGUGUUCAUCAAUUUUAGGGGAGAAGACACUCGUAGGAAUUUCGUUUCUCAUCUCUAUUCUGCCCUCUCAAAUGCUGGAGUCAAUACUUUCCUUGACGAAAUGAAUUAUCCAAAGGGAGAGGAACUAAACGAAGGAUUAUUACGAACGAUAGAAGGAUGUCGGAUAUGUGUAGUUGUUUUCUCCACAAACUACCCUGCGUCUUCUUGGUGUCUUAAAGAGUUGGAAAAAAUCAUUGAAUGCCACAAAACUUAUGGCCACAUAGUUUUGCCCAUAUUUUACGAUGUUGAUCCCUCCGAUAUACGUCAUCAGCAGGGUGCUUUUGGGAAAAAUUUGAAAGCAUUUCAAGGAUUGUGGGGAGAAUCUGUGUUGUCGAGGUGGAGCACGGUACUCACCCAAGCUGCAAACUUCUCGGGUUGGGAUGUGAGCAAUAACAGGAACGAGGCUCAAUUUGUGAAGGAAAUUGUUGAAGAUGUUCUCACAAAACUAGACAACACAUUCAUGCCUAUCACUGAAUUUCCUGUUGGAUUAGAAUCCCAUGUGCAAGAAGUGAUUGGAUAUAUUGAAAAUCAGUCAACCAAAGUUUGUAUCGUAGGGAUAUGGGGGAUGGGUGGAUUGGGUAAAACUACCACAGCCAAAGCCAUCUACAAUCGAAUUCAUCGUAGAUUCACGGGUAGAUGUUUCAUUGAAGAUAUUCGAGAAGUUUGUGAAACAGAUCGAAGAGGGCAUGUUCAUUUGCAAGAACAACUUCUUUCAGAUGUCCUUAAAACAAAGGUGAACAUAAAAAGCGUUGGGAUAGGAAGAGCUAUGAUGGAGAGCAAACUUUCUGGAACAAAGGCACUCAUUGUACUUGAUGAUGUUAAUGAGUUUGGUCAGUUAAAAGUCCUAUGCGGAAAUCGUAAAUGGUUUGGUCAAGGAAGUAUAGUAAUCAUUACAACUAGAGAUGUACGCCUACUUCACAAACUUAAAGUUGAUUUUGUUUAUAAAAUGGAGGAAAUGGACGAAAAUAAGUCCCUUGAGCUUUUUAGUUGGCAUGCUUUUGGAGAAGCAAAACCAAUAGAAGAGUUCGAUGAACUUGCAAGAAAUGUAGUUGCUUAUUGUGGAGGACUACCACUAGCUCUUGAAGUCAUUGGUUCUUAUUUAAGUGAGAGGACGAAGAAAGAGUGGGAAAGUGUAUUGUCAAAACUAAAAAUAAUUCCCAAUGAUCAAGUUCAAGAGAAAUUAAGGAUAAGCUAUAAUGGCUUAUGCGAUCACAUGGAAAAGGAUAUAUUUCUUGAUGUAUGUUGUUUCUUUAUUGGUAAAGAUAGAGCCUAUGUUACAGAGAUACUAAAUGGCUGUGGACUACAUGCUGAUAUAGGAAUAACAGUUCUCAUGGAGCGUAGCCUCGUAAAAGUUGCAAAGAACAACAAACUUGGAAUGCAUCCAUUACUACGAGACAUGGGAAGAGAGAUAAUUCGUGAAAGUUCAACAAAGAAACCUGGGAAGCGCAGUCGAUUGUGGUUUCAUGAGGAUUCACUUAAUGUAUUGACAAAGAAUACUGGGACAAAAGCUAUUGAGGGAUUGGCUCUGAAAUUGCAUUCAAGCAGCAGAGAUUGCUUCAAAGCUUAUGCUUUUAAGACAAUGAAGCAAUUGAGACUAUUGCAACUUGAGCAUGUACAACUCACUGGAGAUUAUGGGUAUCUUCCUAAGCAUCUGAGAUGGAUCUAUUGGAAAGGAUUUCCUUUAAAAUACAUGCCUAAAAACUUUUAUCUGGGAGGCGUAAUUGCGAUUGAUUUAAAAGACAGCAAUCUUAGACUAGUCUGGAAAGACCCCCAGGUUUUGCCGUGGCUGAAAAUCCUCAAUCUUAGUCAUUCUAAGUACUUGACAGAAACCCCUGACUUUUCAAAACUACCAAGUCUUGAAAAGCUUAUUCUCAAAGAUUGUCCGAGUUUGUGCAAGGUACACCAGUCCAUUGGAGAUCUCCAAAAUCUUCUCUGGAUAAAUUUGAAGGACUGUACAAGCCUAAGCAAUCUCCCAAGAGAGAUAUAUAAGUUGAAAUCUUUGAAAACUCUCAUCAUAUCCGGUUCGAGGAUUGACAAAUUGGAAGAAGAUAUAGUGCAGAUGGAAUCCUUGACUACUCUAAUUGCUAAAGAUACAGCUGUGAAACAAGUGCCCUUUUCAAUUGUAAGAUUAAAAAGCAUUGGAUAUAUCUCCCUAUGUGGAUAUGAAGGAUUAUCACGUAAUGUUUUUCCUUCUAUCAUUUGGUCUUGGAUGUCACCAACAAUGAAUCCCCUAUCUCGUAUUCGUUCAUUUAGUGGCACUUCAUCAUCUUUAAUUUCCAUGGAUAUGCAUAAUAAUAAUUUGGGUGAUCUAGCACCAAUUCUUAGCAGCCUUUCAAAUCUUCGAAGUGUUUCAGUGCAAUGUCACAGGGGGUUUCAACUAUCUGAAGAAUUAAGAACAAUUCAGGAUGAGGAAUAUGGAAGUUACCGAGAAUUGGAAAUAGCAUCAUAUGUAUCACAAAUUCCAAAGCAUUACUUGAGGUCUUAUUUGAUUGGAAUUGGAAGUUAUCAAGAAUUCUUCAAUACCCUAAGCAAAAGCAUAUCUGAGGGAUUGGCAACCAGUGAGGUUAGUGAUGUUUUUCUCCCUAGUGAUAAUUAUCCUUAUUGGUUGGCCCAUAUGGGGGAUGGACAUUCAGUGUAUUUCACUGUGCCCGAGGAUUUUCACAUGAAGGGAAUGACUUUGUGUGUUGUUUAUUUAUCAACCCCUGAAAACACUGCAAUUGAAUGUCUUAUUAGUGUAUCAAUGGUUAAUUACACAAAGGGCACCAUCCAGAUAUUCAAGCGAGACACAGUAAUUUCCUUUAACGAUGAAGACUGGCAGGGCAUAAUAUCACAUUUGGGACCUGGAGACAAGGUGGAAAUUUGUGUGACUUUUGGGCAUGCAUUGCUGGUUAAGAAGACAGCUGUCUAUCUAAUAAUGUGCAAUGAAUCGAUUGACAAGGAAACCAUCCCUUCUCCUGAUCCAAAAGAAAAGCCAAAGAAAAAUGUAAUCGUAGGAUUCAUAAAAGAAAUUUGUAAUGUGUAAGAUUCAAGAAGAGUAGAGGUUUCAAUCAAUUUUUAAUGGGUAUGUCAAAGUCAUAGUAGUCUAGGAUUCUCAGACUUUUUCUUAGAGAGGAGGGAUACUAUGUUACAUUGAUAUGCAGGAGAAAUUCGUUGAUAACAUUCCUAAAAUCUUGUUAAGAGUUCUUUUCCCAUUGUGCCAGGCCUCAUGGUUUCUGGACAAGGUAUGAUGCAAUAGAAUCAUAGCAAAUAUUUGGUGGCCAA